This is a messenger RNA of Mercurialis annua (annual mercury), 1723 nucleotides long. RefSeq lists its product as uncharacterized. Bases 940 to 1524 code for a protein of 194 amino acids. The record is from RefSeq and is a predicted model, not a curated record. NCBI's taxonomy places the organism in Eukaryota, Viridiplantae, Streptophyta, Magnoliopsida, Malpighiales, Euphorbiaceae. The transcript is spliced from 2 exons. Gene Ontology annotation, molecular function: zinc ion binding.
UUAUUACAUCACCACAUACAAAAGCAUGCCAAAUUACAAAAAGUAUGAACUGCUCCUAUGCUUGCCACGUCGCGCGGAGAGAGAAACAAAGCCACAACUAAUAACACGCGGAGAAUAAUUUGCCAACCAAUUGUACCGCUCCACAUAUACAUAUUUGUAACAAACAAAAAGAUUUGAUUCUCUCAAAUCAGAAAAAUACAACCAAUUUGAUUCUCUCAAAUCAGCAACAAAAAUCACGACAUUUGUUUUCCAAAAUUGAAAAAAUUACCAAAUACAUUUACGAUUCACCAUCUUCUCCAAAUAUGAACCACCAUUCUUUAUGAACAAAGAAAUCUCAGACCUCAAAAACCAAUAAAUUCUAUUGUUUUGAUUCUUACAAUUAUUUUAAUUAUUCAUAAAUUGAUAGAGACAUCACACUAACAGAUCUGUAUCUCAUUUAUAGAUGGAAUCUCUACUUGUUAUGCUUCAACACAAUAGGAAAUGGAUUGAAGCAAAUAAAUAUGAAGAUUUUGAAGUUAUUGGAAUCAUGGUACCACAAGAUACAUCUACUGGAUAUAAUAUCAAAGAAACUGAAAUUGAAUCUACAAGAAUAGAUAAUUCAGAUCAAGUAUUAAGUUAAGAUUCAAUAUCCACCAUUAAAGAUUACUGAUGAUUCGAGCUUCAAAUUUUACAUGGAAAUCAAAAAAAUGCAGAUAGACUUUACCAUGUACCCUCUUUGCAUAGAUAUUAGUAGUGAUACACUACUGAUACAAGCAAAUCAACAGAGUUCAAGAAGUAUAUCUACAGGUUUUUCAUGUUCAGAUUAUACUAAAAAUAAUCAAAAGCAGAUACAUCUAUGAUACCUCUUCCAUACAGUGUUGAUACCUUCUCAGAAAUAAGAAAGUAUGCUACUCUUCUUGCAAAGGACAGUGCUGAAACAAGCAAUAUGAAGGAUAAAAAAUGGUAACAGAAGAAACAAGUGCACAAACAGUUGCUGAACCAGUGCAAGGGAUAGGAUUAAAAGUUGGUCAAUCUUUCAAAAACAAAGCAGUUCUUCAAACAUGCAUGAGAUUUCACGCAAUCAGUCAUCACUAUCAGUACAAGACUGUAAAAUCAUGUCAAAAGCAACUUUUAUUAAGAUGUAUCAAUGAUACAUGUAAAUGGUAUCUUAAAUCUUCUAGCAGCGGAAAUUCGAAAUUGUUCAUCAUUCGAAACCUGAACAUGAAACACACAUGUCCCGUAGAUACAAGAUUUAACAGUCAGAGACAAGCUUCAUCAUCACAUAUUGCAGACUCCAUCAAACAGAAUUAUGUCAAUUCACUCAAAUUACAGGUAAAACAUUCUACAACUGAAGUGACCACAGUGUUGAAUGGUGGCAUCAAAUACACAGUCAACAUGAAAGAUAGAACAUGCACUUGCAAGAGAUUUGAAAUUGAUGAAAUACCGUGUCAACAUGUCGUAGCAAUUAUCAAUGAAAUGAACCGAGAUCCAUAUCAGUUUUGUUCAAUCUACUACAUGAAAAAAAACUAUGCUAGCAACGUAUAGUGAAACGGUAUUUCCAAUGGCGAAAGAAGAUGAAUGGGGUAUACCACGGCAAGUAAAAGACUUUGUUGUAUCACCGCCGCAACAUAAAAUAAAAAGCGAAAGACCAAAAAAGCAAAGAUUUACAUCUCGUUGAAAAAAACUUACAAAUGGAAAGUGUACUAGGUGUGGUCCAGAUGGACACAAUCGAAAGACAUGUAGA